This is a messenger RNA of Saccharomyces kudriavzevii IFO 1802, 2226 nucleotides long. RefSeq names its product DNA-binding SCF ubiquitin ligase subunit DIA2 (gene DIA2). The coding region runs from base 1 to 2226 and encodes 741 amino acids. Lineage: Eukaryota; Fungi; Ascomycota; Saccharomycetes; Saccharomycetales; Saccharomycetaceae. Gene Ontology annotation, biological process: SCF-dependent proteasomal ubiquitin-dependent protein catabolic process. The transcript has a single exon. Gene Ontology annotation, cellular component: SCF ubiquitin ligase complex. Gene Ontology annotation, molecular function: protein binding. The record is from RefSeq and is a predicted model, not a curated record.
AUGUCCUUCUCAGAGAAUUUAGACGUGACCAUAGAUUCCACAGUCCUGAAAGCAGUUGAACUAGGAACGAGACUUUUUAAAUCUGGGGAGUACCUGCAAGCAAAAAGAAUCUUCACCAAUGCUUUAAGAGUUUGUGAUUCUUAUUCUCAGGAACAAAUCGUGCGGAUUAGAAACGCGUAUCAAUUAGACACAGCGGGACCAGAUGCUAAGCGAUUAUAUCACCCCAAAUACAUAAAGAUAUUAGACAAUAUAUGCGCAUGCUACGAAAAAUUAGACGAUUUGAAAUCUUGUUUAAAAAUAUCACGAAGAUCACUUAAGUUGGAUCCUGAUAACGUUAAAUGUUACAUACGAUGUACAAGAACGUUGAUAAAGUUAAAAGAUUGGAAGAGAGCCUAUAAAGUGUGUUCCAGUGGGCUGCAAUCAUGUGAUAAUGCAAAUUCCCUCUUGAGACAACAAAAACAAUUCAUUAUGGAGAGUGAGGCCAACAAAAAAGAUGGAGGAAGAGUAAAAGGCGACAACAGAACGUACAUAGACCCAUUAGAAGAUGAUACAAAAGUGUCUAAAAGACCGAAAAAAAGUAACGGCAUCGUAGAACUGUUGCAACCAAAGAAGAGGUUUAAAAAGGAUAGAAGAAGGAUUGAUUUAUUUGGUGACUUACCAAUAGAGAUAUUGCCUAUUAUACUCCAAAGCUUCACCAGUAAAGAACUCAUUACAUUGACGUUAGUUUGUAACAAAUGGAGAGACAAUAUUUUCUAUCAUCUGAACUGUUUCCGAGAAUUUAACUUUAGAUCAAUUAGUUUCAGGAAUUUUGUAAAAUUUAUGGAUUUCCUGCGACAAAAUUUUACCAGAACGUACAGAAAGUACAGUCUUUCACAAUUGAAAAUUAGCUCUAAAAUUACUUCAGAGGAAUUGAGAAUGGCUCAAUUGUUAUUCAGUAAAAUGCCGAAAUGUUUAAGUUUUGAACGCCUUAUACUAUCAAUGACAACGCUAACUACAACACAAUUUUACAAGUUAAUGAUCCGCCAAAACACGAAUUUUUUCUCUGAAUUAAUGGAGUUAUCUCUCAUGAUAACUUAUAGACCUGAUAAACAGCAUGAAUUGGAAAUACUACAUAGCUGCCCCCAAUUGAGGAAAAUAGAGUUGAUUUUUGUAAAUUCAAUGAUGUCCAUUGCUAAUCGAACUAAUAGCAUUGGGAGCGGUAGCAGUUUCGAUUCCAUGAUUGGCAGUGCCAAUACACAAGUAUCAUCCGAGAAUCAGGGUGAGUCAGAAAGUUUGGAAGAGAAACUAAUUAAUAAUUCUCUAGAGAAAAUAACAUUGAUAUGUGACAAGAAGAAAAUCAAAAAUUUUCCACUUUGUCAUGCUCUAUUAAGGGAUCAAUUUCCUCGAUUAAAGAAACUGACAAUAACGGGCGUAACAUUUCCUACCAAUAACCAAGAAUUACUUAACUUUGAAUGGUUAUUAAACUUUCCAUAUUUAGGAGAAUUAUGGAUAGAAGAUAACGAUAACUGUGAACUUCGUAAAUUUUUGCUGUUGUUGAAGAAUUUACACGUUUGGACGAACCUGAAAAAAUUGACCUUCAGAGAGAACAAACUGUAUCCAGUUAUUGAUUUAGAUAAUAAUUUGCUCGCUGUUGAAGAUGACGAGAUAGAAGAUAGAUUAUAUUAUAGAGAGAAUCUUCAAAAUUUGGAGACGUUAGAUCUGAUGGGGACGUCAAUAAGUGGCGCCGCUCUGACCAUAUUAUGUGAACAGAAGUAUUUGGAUGGUGAGAAACUAAAGAGUUUGAAUAUUGGGAAUUGUCCCAACAUUCAAUUCUCAAAUCAUCAUGCCAAUGCAAGAAGGAUGGUAUUGGAUGUGAAUUUGGUUUUGAAAAGUCUUUUCAAGUUAGAAGAGAUCAAUUUAUCUCAUUUGAGUACGUUAAAUGACAACACAAUGAAAUCUCUCAUAAUUAACGUACCAUUUUUGGAAAAUUUACAAAAACUUGAUAUUUCACACAACUUUGAGAUCACAGGGAUAUCGAUUUACGAAUUUCUGAAGAAGUUUCAGAUGGAUCACGAAACCGAAACAGGAAGCCAGUCAUUGACUUACUUAAACAUUGACGGGUGUUCGCAAGUGUCGCAUAUCACGGUCAAUAUGAUCCGGGCUCAGAAUCUGGUCAAUCGAGUGGAUUGUGUCUACGAAAGAGAUGUAUGGAAAAAAUUCGGAGUCAAUUCAUAUGCUUAUUCAUAA